AUGAGUUCAUUGUGUUUUUAUUUCUAUUUAUUUAGUGUGUGUUAUUUGGCAGUGAGUGCAAAUGUUUUACGAAAAAAUGAUUUAUAUCGCUUGGAUAUCGUGCAUUAUAACGAUUUUCACGAUAGAUUUGAAGAAACUUCAGUAGCCUUUCCAAUAUGCAAAUCCAACGACAGCUCUUGUGUAGGAGGCUUCGCUCGUCUUUACUACGAGAUUCAAGACUUGUUACGAGAGAAACCUCAAGCCCUGGUGUUAGACGCUGGAGACACGUACCAGGGCACUUACUGGUACACACUACUUAAGUGGAAUAUUACACAGAAGUUCAUUAAUAUGAUACCAAAUGAUGUCCAUGCCCUCGGAAAUCAUGAGUUCGACGAUGGCAUUCCAGGCCUUGCUCCAUACAUCAAGGGGCUCAAGGCUCCGGUUGUUGCAGCCAAUCUCGUUAGCUCCAGUGAUUCUGAAAUAUAUGGUCUUUACCAGCCUCAUGUUAUAAUAGAGAAGAAUGGACGGAAGAUUGGUGUAAUCGGUCUGAUUACUACAAGAACCCAGAUGAUAUCGAGAGCAGAUGGUGUUAAGUUUCUGGAACCCAUUCCAGUAGUGGAGAAAGAAGCUCAGCUGUUGACAGAACAGGGCGUGACAAUCAUUGUGGUGCUAUCUCAUUGUGGACUUGAUGUAGACAAAGAUAUUGCCAAGAAAGUGGGUCAGAAUAUAGAUGUUAUUGUUGGCGGACACACACACAGUCUUCUGUGGAAUGGAGAGGCACCUACCAAAGAACACGUAGACGGACCUUACCCAAUACUAGUGGAAACUGAAAACAAGCCGGGGCACAAGGUACUGGUAGUGACAGCGUCAGCGUACUCCAAGUACUUGGGCAACAUGUCUGUAUACUUCGACGAACAAGGCGACUUGCAAGAUUUUGAAGGAUCACCAGUUUUCUUGAACAGAUCUAUACCAGAAGAUCCGAAAAUCAAAUCUCUUCUGGAGCCAUACGCCGACAAGUUGCACAAAAUGGUUAGUGAAGUAGUUGGUUACACAAACGAAGACCUGCCAAUGGACCCCUGCAGUAGUGGAGAAUGCAAGUUGGGAAAUCUGUUUACAGAUGCCAUUUUGGAUAGCGCGAACAAAUUGUAUCCAUCAGGCUUACCAAGUAUCUCAUUUGCACAACGAAAUUCAAUUCGAGCAUCUAUACAGAAAGGAGAUAUAACAAGAGGAACUAUAAUCAAUAUGUCUCCAUUCACAAACAAAGUUGUGACAUUUGUUAUACCCGGAAGAUACAUCAUUAAAGCAUUACAAAGUUCAGUUAUGAAUCCAUGGGUUGCUCAUCCGUAUGCGGGUGCUUAUACCCCAAUGGUUUCAGGUAUUAGACUGAAGAUCAAUACAACGUCAGCUGAUGUCUUGGAAGCAUUCCUGGCAGCCAGUAAUGGGAAUGAGGAAUUCGACCCAGAACAAGAAUAUCAACUGACAACGUUGGACUUCUUAUCAACAUUUUCAUUUAAAUACAUGAAACAAUACGGUCGCAACUUCAAAGUGAUUGGAAAUGACCGUGAUGUGAUUGAAGAGUACAUCAGAUCAAAGACGCCCAUUACACCCUACUUAGACAACAGACUCACGCUAGUUGAAUAA
Molecule: messenger RNA, 1620 nt
Organism: Arctia plantaginis
Lineage: Eukaryota; Metazoa; Arthropoda; Insecta; Lepidoptera; Erebidae
Source: the annotation of a GenBank genome assembly